AUGGAGACGCCUAAUCCAUAUCGCGCUUCGGGUCGGCCCCGAAAAGGGUUGCAGAUAUGUUUCCAGUGCCGGAACCGCAAGGUCCGAUGUGACGGCGCACCUGGAGGUUGCGAAAAUUGUCGUCGGCUCAAGUUUCAUUGCUCCUUUGCAGCACCUGAUCAGUUGCCGGAUGCUGCAAAUUCUUCCACUCCUAGCAGCAGUGACCCAAGCCAUCUGAGGCUGGAGAAGCGUCGCGUGCGUACUGCUUGCAUACAAUGUCGUGACAAGAAGACAAAGUGCUGUGGCACGCAGCCCUCAUGUCAGCGAUGCUCUCAUCGGGGUGUGGACUGCCAGUACCCAGAUGUGUCUAAGUCUUCAUCAACCAGAAACCCAAAUUCGGAUCUCCGACACCAACCACCGGCUACAGUGCGUGGUGGUUCGGAAAACAGCAUGGAAAAUAGAACUUCAUCUAUGAAUCGAGAUUCCUCCGUUGCGCAUUCACCAGCCUCGUCACUUGGGUUUGAGUUGAACUCGAACAAGACAAUCAUCAAGCAACACAUCGAUGCUUUCUUCGACUUUGUCUAUCCAAUACCCUGCUAUGGCUUCAUCCACAAGGCAACCUUCUGUCAAAGCUGGGCACAGGACACAUACAACCCGCGCCUUCUGAAGGCAAUGUGUGGUCUGACAACGCGCUAUAUUGCAUCAGGGGACAGUAACCGUCUGCAACAAGCGACUAGAUGGAUCCAAGAGUCGGAGAUGCAGCUCUUUAUGCGGCUCAGUGAGCCUUCCAUGUCGGAUAUCGAGGCACUUAUGCUCACUACACUGGACCACAUCAUCGCUCGUCGAUUUAGUAAAAUGCUAGUAUCUGCUUGCCUUGCAGCAAGACUAGCAUUCAUGAUGCGACUCAACUAUGAAGAUGGCCGCCUAAGCUUCCUUACUCAAGAGCGUCGCCGGCGUCUCAUGUGGGGGAUCUACACCAUGGAAACGCUUUACUCCAGCGGAAGAACAGAAUUCACCGGGUGUCCGAAGGAAACAAUACACCUCCAACUUCCCUGCCACGAGCGAUCUUUUACUCUGGAUAUUCCUGUAAUGACAGAACCUCUGAAGCCCCCGGAAAAUCAAUGUUCUCUGGAGCUAGGUCUGAUGGCGUACAAUAUCCGAGUCCUCGACAUUCGAGAUCGAAUACAAAGGUUAUCGCACACAAUCACACAUCAUCGGAAGCCCUUAGUUGAAUGUGUUUCGCUCCUCAAAGGACUUGUGGACGAACUCGAUGCGCUGCGCCGUUCGCUACCGCCACAAUUUGCAUUCGACAAAAAGAACCUCUUUCUCCGAGCCUACACCCCACAACGCACCCCUUUCGUCAUGUUCCAUACAUGGUGGCAUCAGUGCCAAUGCGAUAUGUACAGGUUUACGAUACCGGGCUUUCGGGAAGGUCUCCCCGUGGAAGAGUUGCAAACUCUGCCUCAGGACUUGGUCUCUUUCUGCAGAGACAAGUGUCUCCAGCAUGCGCUUGCUGUUGCGAAUAUCAUGGCAACAGUGAAUGAAAUGGGGAGAGACAUUUUUAUCACAGAUCCGGCCUUGGUGAUGUGUACUUUCCACUCUGCCCGUGUCAUAUCACGGCUUGGAUCAAGCCAGUUCGCCAACUUGCCCAAGGAUGUCUUGAUAUCCAAACUGAAGGCGUGCUCAGAUAUUCUGGAGACGCCAGCUGAGAUAUACCCCACCACCAAGCUGUUGCGAGGUGGAAUUGCAGAUCUCAUACACGAUGUGGAGCGUGACUCUGGGGACUCCAGCCCGCUCAGAUCUAAUUGGGAGGCCGAACAGCCAGGAUCCGACAACGAGGCGACCGGGGCUCAACAACCUGGUGUGGAGAGAGGUACGCAAGGGUCGGUGACGGAGGUCUAUUCAAAAUACAGCGUCACAGAUGAGAUUCGGAAACUGAAAUUCCAACAAGACGGUGAAGAGGACAGGGAUGAGUACCAGUCAAAUGCGCCGGCAAUAGGGGUGGGCGCAGAUGGUGUCACACCUCAGCAGUUCCUGAUGACCGAUAUGUCAAAGGAGCAUGGCCCGCAGCCAUACAUGCCGAUGCCUCAAGAUUUGACAGCCAAUGGCUUUGGCUUUUCAGAAGCUGGCUUCGGUACAAGUGCGGCACCGUACGAUGUAUCAAUGACUCUGGGUUUUGAGCCGAGUUACGGGGAAUGUCAGCCAGACUUAUUUCUAGAUACCUUCAUGCCACUCCAAAACGACUGGAAUAUGGCUGAUUCUGGUUGCUUUUGA
Colletotrichum lupini is the source of this 2253-nucleotide messenger RNA. RefSeq lists its product as uncharacterized. The coding region runs from base 1 to 2253 and encodes 750 amino acids. Gene Ontology annotation, biological process: regulation of DNA-templated transcription; DNA-templated transcription. The transcript is spliced from 4 exons. Gene Ontology annotation, molecular function: DNA binding; DNA-binding transcription factor activity, RNA polymerase II-specific; zinc ion binding. Gene Ontology annotation, cellular component: nucleus. NCBI's taxonomy places the organism in Eukaryota, Fungi, Ascomycota, Sordariomycetes, Glomerellales, Glomerellaceae. The record is from RefSeq and is a predicted model, not a curated record.